AUGCACACCAUACCACUCUUCAACGGUCAAGAUUCCUUUUGCGGCUUUCCUCCGAACCGAUCUCCACCGUUGGAUCAUCCACCCCCUCCCACAGAGCUUAACCUAACCAUGCUUCCGAUUCUCCUUCUUCUUCUCUAUAAAUCAUCAGCGACUUUUGUUCCGACGACGAUUGUAGUAUCCUUAUUUGCUCAAGAAUCGCCCUCUCCCUCUCUCUCCUACAGAGCUUCCUAA
Molecule: messenger RNA, 231 nt
Organism: Microthlaspi erraticum
Lineage: Eukaryota; Viridiplantae; Streptophyta; Magnoliopsida; Brassicales; Brassicaceae
Source: the annotation of a GenBank genome assembly